UUUGCUGUGAUGAAGAGUAUCGCUUGGUGCGUCACCUCAUGCAGAACUACGACGCCUCAGUACGUCCCGUGGAGAACUCCUCGCAUCCUCUCCUCGUUACCUUCGGAGUCUCGCUCCAUCACAUUAUUGAUGUAGAAGAAAAAGAUCAGUUGCUGACGACAAACUGCUGGAUCACGCAAGUAUGGAUGGACUAUCACCUCCGAUGGAACACGAGUGACUUUGACGGAAUCGGCGUCAUAAGGAUACCUUUCGAGAGGGUGUGGAAACCCGACAUUAUUCUUUACAAUAAUGCGGAUCCCAACUACCGUUCCGCGGUGAUUAACACGAACGUGAUUGUUCGUCACACGGGCGAAGUGACGUGGCUGAGUCACGGCAUCUACGUAUCUGUGUGUGACAUCAACGUGGAACAGUUCCCGUUCGACGUGCAGCUGUGCACCAUGAAGUGGGCCUCAUGGACUUACGAUGGUUUUCAGCUGGACUUAAUAAAACAAUUCGACGAAGGUGACACAACGAACUACCAGACGAAUGGGGAGUUCGACCUAGUGAGCUUCGAGGCUAAUAAGCACAUGAAGUAUUACUCCUGUUGCGUGGAGCCCUACCCUGACAUCACGUACAUCAUCAAGUUGCGGAGAAGACCCAUGUUCUAUGUGUUCAACCUCAUUCUUCCAUGCUUGCUUAUUAAUGGGAUCGCUCUUCUGGUGUUCUACGUGCCGUCGGAGUCUGGCGAGAAGGUGACCUUGGGGAUCAGUGCACUACUUUCCAUGACGGUGUUUCUUAUGACCAUCAGGGACACCUUGCCACCAACAGAGAAGACUCCACUUAUUAGUCUGUAUUACGGAGUUAGUACGUGUCUAGUAUCGUUCUCAGCGUCUCUCUCCGUGGUCACUCUAAAUAUAUCCUACAGAGGAGUGAGAGGGCAGCCGGUGCCGGCCGCGCUGCGCGAGCUCGUGCUGCAGCGACUGGCGCGGCUACUCUGCAUCAACUUCGAUGUUGACGCCAAGGGUGACAGCACGCCAGUAGCGGUGGGAGUGCAGGUGAACCCUCGCACCGGCUCGCGCCUGAAGGCGGAGCUGAGCUGCGACGGCGCGCCCUUGCCGCCGCCCUCGCCACGCUUCGCCCGGCACAACCACAACCACAUGGCAGGAGCGAUGGCUGCACAGGGUGACGUGAGCACCACCGAGGCCUGUCCGACAGCGUGCGUCCGUUGCGCAUGCUGCGGCUGCACGCUGCGCGAGGCCGCCGCGCGCCACGAACAGCGGGUCGCCGCUAACGAGCGCCUCGAACGUGCCAAUCUUGAGUGGAAACAGGUGGCAGUAGUGGCGGACCGGGCGCUGCUGGCGGUGUUCGUGCUGGUCACUGCCAUCUCCACGGCGGCCAUCCUCCUGCCCCAGCUUACCAACCUGCACGUCGGAAACACGCCCUUGAAACCACCUACUUAAAACCGACCUCAAAUAUCACGGAAACGUCGGAAACAAACUUUUGUGCCAACGAAUAAUUAAUGUACUAUUGUCAAAGUUGUGCCAAUUAAAUAUUAAUUUCAUAACUUAUUCGAGUAAGUGAAUACUCGAUUCAACUUAAAGUUUUAAACUUUUAGUAGGUAUAGGUAUAACGUCGGCCAAAUUAUGAUAAACUUAUUCUGGAUAUCCGGUAAUUAAUGGAUAACCUUCUAACCACCGCCACACCGACAGGUGCCCUCAGGCUGGUCCAGAAAAUGGAUUUAUACACGGUGGCUAAAAAUAAGUUCAUUCCCGUUGCUAGGGAGCGAAAAAAAAAUUUGGCUGUUUUAUACAUUUGGCUGGUCCAUUUUCUAUGGGAGGGUAAUUUUUUUUCGCGAAUUCGUGUUUGGAUGCACUUAUUUUUAGGCACCCUGUAUAUUCUAGUACAAGUUUCGUGGUUUGCGAGAUAAUCGAACUUUUCUUUCUUUUUUAAUAGCCAGCACCGAGGAAGGUCGAUUAUCUCGAAAACUACGAAACUUUUACCACUGUCGGUAGUUAGAAGGUUAUUUAUUAAUUACCGGGCACCUUAUAACGAGAUUAAAUUUAAUUGCCCUAAGAUUUAUUUGCCCUGAUGACAAAAAAUAUUAAUGAUAUGAUAGUACAGAAUGUACAUGUACACGGUUUGUUAAAAUAAUGUGUAAAAAAUGUUUAUCUUUUUAUUUUCCUUAAAAUAAGUUGUGCCAAUAUUACGAGUAUAAAAUGUCAAUUAUUUAGGUAACUAAAUAUUUGAAAUACUGUUCGUUAAGUUGAAUGGUGUAACAUUUGUAGUUUAUAGACGAUGGCAUUAUAGCUAAGGUCUGUUUUUUUAUUCCGUAGACUAAAAUGAGGUUUCAUGUGUAAGACAUGACAUUUCUUAGUACUACAUGAAAUGUCAUUUUAGUCUACGGAAUAAAAAAACAGAAUAUAGCUAUUGUUUAUAUUUUGAUUUAUUUUAUAUUUAAUCUUCGCUAUUUUAUUAACUUGUAAAUACACUUAACAGAUAUAUCACAUAACAUAGGUAAUUAACAAACAACAAAGUACACAAAGAUGGCAAGCACUGACAUUACCUACUUAUCUCAUAAUUGUUCAAAUUACUUAGUUUUCAUUUUAAGAUUACCUAUAUUGAUUAUCAAUGGAAACAGUUUAGAAAUUGAUGUUAGUUGUUGAAAUAAAAUAUUAUAAAAACUAGUGUAUGCUCAAGGUUGUUGCCAAAUAAGAUAAAUAAAAACGAAAGUGUAAAUAUUAAGUAUUAAGAAAGUUACGAUAAUAU
This is a messenger RNA of Cydia strobilella, 2745 nucleotides long. It is a transcript of the gene nAChRa5, whose product is annotated as neuronal acetylcholine receptor subunit alpha-10-like. NCBI's taxonomy places the organism in Eukaryota, Metazoa, Arthropoda, Insecta, Lepidoptera, Tortricidae. Gene Ontology annotation, molecular function: transmembrane signaling receptor activity; acetylcholine-gated monoatomic cation-selective channel activity. The coding region runs from base 39 to 1439 and encodes 466 amino acids. Gene Ontology annotation, cellular component: plasma membrane; synapse; neuron projection. Gene Ontology annotation, biological process: signal transduction; monoatomic ion transmembrane transport; regulation of membrane potential. The transcript is spliced from 10 exons. The record is from RefSeq and is a predicted model, not a curated record.